Molecule: messenger RNA, 1304 nt
Organism: Klebsormidium nitens
Lineage: Eukaryota; Viridiplantae; Streptophyta; Klebsormidiophyceae; Klebsormidiales; Klebsormidiaceae
Source: the annotation of a GenBank genome assembly
GUCAAAUGGAGAAAAGCUUUCUGGGCCUGUUUGGCGCCACAUUGUACAAGUCGUUUCUGCUUCUUCGACGCAAUGGUGCUGUCUUCUGCCUCAUCCGGGCUUAGUGGUUGUGCAAUUCUAAACAGUUGCCUCUCUUUCCUUCUUUUAUUGCCUGUCCUGGGAGCCUCGCAAUGCAAUGCGCUUGCGAGCGGAGCUGAGCAGCUCAGCCAAAAAGCAAGGCUGUUAAAAGAUUCGGAUGACGGGCCUGUGAUUUACAGCUACGAGAUUGUGGCCACAUACCCUCAUGAUCCGAAAGCGUUCACACAGGGCCUGCUGUUCCACAAAGGGGUGCUCUAUGAAUCGACGGGCUUGAACGGAGCCUCCUCCGUGCGGGAGGUGGAGCUUGAAACAGGGAAUGUCAUCAAGCAGAGGAAUCUGGGAAGGCAGCACUUCGGCGAGGGUCUUGCACUUUACGGAAGAAAGCUAUACCAAUUGACUUGGCAGACCAACAACCUUCUGUCCUAUACAAGGAGCACCCUUUCCCCAGCAGCUGCGCUGAAGACGCCCCUCAACGAUGGGUGGGGCCUGACAACUGGGAACGGCACUUUCGUGGCAAGUGAUGGAAGCGCAAACAUCUUCUUUCUGCACCCGACGACCAUCGCAGCGGUCCGUCAGGUAACAGUAAGGGAUAACGGCCGGGACGUGGGAUACUUGAACGAGUUGGAAUGGGUAGGGAACGAGAUCUGGGCCAAUGUCUGGCAGCGGGAGUGCAUCGCCAGAAUAGAUCCGGAAAGUGGCCGAGUUGUGGGGUGGAUAGACAUGAUUGGCCUUACAGCUCACGCGUUUGAUAGAGCCAAUGGCCAGCGGCUGGACGUUCUGAACGGGAUUGCAUAUGACGAAGAGCACGAGAGAUUGUUUGUGACAGGAAAGUUCUGGCCGUUACUCUACGAGAUUCGCUUGAAAAAAGUUUCUUCUCCCCCUGAUACGGAAAUUGAGCGGAUCAGAUCAUUGUGCAUAGUGACGGGAAAGCUCCUAUGAUGGGAAGAACGCAUUGCUGGCGUCCUCCCAACUAUUGAGCGUCGAAACGUGCUUUAAUCAUUCAUGAGCCUGGCAAGUAAUCUGUAUUUUGUAGUAUUAAAUGGUCAUUGGAGCCUCAACAAGUCAAGAGACUCGAAGCAAUGCGUCACAACUUGAACAAUUGUGAUAAGGUCGUUGGGAGCCUCAUCGACAUUCAAACAUCUGAUUUGUCAUGAUCAUCAUUUGAUAGAUCCGAGAGUGUGUAAAUGCGCAUUUGAAUCACUCAUAAGAAUAGCAAUGAUUUCCAC